This is a messenger RNA of Mesorhabditis spiculigera, 279 nucleotides long. The record is from the annotation of a GenBank genome assembly. NCBI's taxonomy places the organism in Eukaryota, Metazoa, Nematoda, Chromadorea, Rhabditida, Rhabditidae.
AUGGCCGGCACCAACUGCAAGGAUUGUGGCCGCUUCCGCCCAAAGGAUCCCACAUUGCCCUUCAUCACAUGCACGCGGAAAGCCGAGAAGAUCGAACGGACUCGACAGGAUGAUGAGGUCGUCCUCCCUUCAACCCCCCUGCUCCCCCUCCAACACCAGCGCCAAGACGAAACACUGAAAGAGGAGACCGAGACCGGCGACAUGGAGCAGUCAUUCUCCUCCAUCGCCUCUCUCUCAUCCGACCCCAUCCGCGAGCUGAUGAAGGAUAUGCUGGAACCC